Molecule: messenger RNA, 2170 nt
Organism: Styela clava
Lineage: Eukaryota; Metazoa; Chordata; Ascidiacea; Stolidobranchia; Styelidae
Source: RefSeq, a predicted model, not a curated record
UACAACCAUGUUCUCAUUACUGCUUUUGUCGGGAAUGCUGGCAAGUACCUUUUUACAGUCAACGUGCCAUCGGAUGUGUUUGAAUUACGAGUCUCCGACGUUUAUGGAUGAAACGUUUGACCUGUGUCGAGAUUUUCAAAAGUUUGGUUGCUGUACGAAACAAAAAGAUAAGGAGUUGCAUAAAAAAUUUACUGCACUCGUGGACUUUCUCCCACAAGAAAAUAAAACAGAGUGUUCCGAUGUAGUCAGGGAUCUAAUGUGUCAGGAAUGUUCCGAAUACUCAGCACACCAAUAUGAUUUAGAAAAGAGUGGUACAAUAACCAGUUUACCUGGUUUAUGCUGGGAGUAUUGUCAAAAUAUAUUUGAACAAUGUCGAGAUGCGCUACAACUUUUGACUAGCGAUGAAAAUCUUCUUGAACAUUUAAGAAUGGGCGAUAACAAUAGGUUCUGCCGAGAGGUUGCAUUAGAAGAUAGAUAUUAUUGUUAUCCAUUGGAAGACGAAUAUGCAGAGGGAAACUUGGAUUUCUACGAACUACCAAAUGAAAAACCCUGUACUCAACUUUGCGUAGAGGAAGUGGCCAACAAACUAUACAGCCCUAUUUCCAUAAAACAUGGCAAAGAUAACACACAAAGACUUUUCAUCGCUGAACAAAUGGGUGUGGUAUGGGUGUACCUUACUAACAUGAGUAGAAUCUUUCCACCAUUCCUUAAUAAGACAUCUGAUGUUGCGUGUAAAAAGAAUGGAUACGAUGAACGUGGAUUUCUCGACAUUGAAUUCCAUCCGGAACAUGCCAGCAAUGGCUUGUUUUAUAUCUAUUAUUCCACCUUGAUAAAUUCUGAAAACUUCAUUAGGAUAAGUGAAAUGAAGGUGUCAGCUUUCGAUAUUAAUCAAGCCGAUCCUGAUUCCGAAAGAGUUAUUUUGGAAGUUUGUCAACCAUUUGAAAAUCAUAACGGCGGACAAUUGUUAUUUGGAAGCGACGGUUAUCUUUAUAUUUUUGUUGGAGACGGUGGGCAUGCCGGGGAUCCGCGUGGAUUUGCACAGAACAGGACCUCACUUCUUGGAAAAAUACUACGCAUUGAUGUUAAUUCGAAUACAACCUUUCAAGAUCGGCCCUAUGCGAUUCCCUCCGACAAUCCAUUCAUUUCUGACUCGAACGUAGCUCCGGAAAUAUACGCCUAUGGAUUAAGAAAUCCUUGGCGAUGUUCAAUAGAUUCGAAAGACAGAAUUAUUUGCGGCGACGUCGGUCAAAAUGCAAUUGAAGAGGUAGAUAUCAUCGUUAAGGGUGGAAAUUAUGGAUGGAAUGCUUUUGAAGCAGAUGCAUGCUACGAUGAAAAAAUAUGUAAAGACCAAGUAAUGAUCGAAUCCCAUAUUCCACCGAUUUACUCCUACAAUACAUCAAUUGGAAAAUCAAUCACGGGAGGUUAUGUAUACGAAGGAUGUCGGAAUCCUGGACUCAAAGACAAAUACAUACUUGGAGAUUUCAUGUCGGGGCGAAUGAUUAUUCUGAAAGAAAAUAAAUUGGGAAAAUGGAGACCUAGAAAUGUAUGUAUGUCGAAAAAGAUAUGCCGACAACAGGGGAAGGCACACAAGUAUCCUCGCCAUAUCCAGACCUUUGGCGAAGAUGAAUCUGGGGAAAUUUACUUUGCUGCGACAAUGAAUCCGAAGCCCGGGCAUCGGGGUGGAAGGGUUUAUAGACUGUCACAUGCCUACAAAACCAAAAACGCUGACGAUUGCAAAUCUACGGGAACUAGCCCAGUCUUACUAUGGCAGGGAAGCAGCCUACAGGAAUAUCAACCGACACCAGAUAGAGAGGUAGAGACGCGAUUGGUUGGAGCUGGACAGGGACGAAUUGCCACAAAAGGACGAGUAGAAAUCAGACCUCGCGGUAAGAAAUGGAGCACCAUAUGUGGCAACAACUGGAAUUUAAACAACGCCCACGUGAUUUGUCGCAUGUCUGGGUUUUUGAAGGCACGGGAAUUUUCUUUCGCCGAGUUUGGUGCGGGUCGGGGUAUGGUUAGGUUCGAACAUCUAAAUUGCAAAGGGGAUGAAGAGCACAUUGACGAAUGUGAACAUAGUGGGUGGAAAGCUGCUUCUUGUUCACAUGAAGAUGAUGCCUCUGUAUGGUGCGAAAGCUUUAUAUUCACUGAGGAGCCUCAGGCCAAUGACUAA